Molecule: messenger RNA, 2514 nt
Organism: Lymnaea stagnalis (great pond snail)
Lineage: Eukaryota; Metazoa; Mollusca; Gastropoda; Lymnaeidae
Source: the annotation of a GenBank genome assembly
UGCUGUUCUUUAUUUUUUUUAAAGUUUUAGCUUCCAGAACAUUUUGUUUAAGAAGCUAAGAAAAGCUGGUAAAGAGAAACAAUCCAGCAUUUCAGUCUUUAAAUAUUGUCAUGGUUGUUAUAAAACAUUGAGGUGUUGAGAAUGUCCUGUGAAGUCUCUAGCCCAUAAUGUCCUGUUAAGUCUUUUACUCUAACCAGUAUGUCCUGUGAAGUUUCUAGCCCAGUAUGUCCUGUGAAGUCUCUGACCCAGUAUGUCCUUUAAAGUCUCUAAUCCAGAAUAUCUUGUGAAGUCUCUUACCCAAUAUGUCCUGUGAAGUCUCUAACCGAAUAUGACCUGUGCAGUGUCUAACCCAGUAACCAAUCUAUGCAUUAAUCAUACUGUUUCAUUUAGAGCAUAUUUUGAUGAAAUGAAUAAAAAAUGUGGCAGACAUUUUCCACAUCAAAUACGAAACAACCCUACUGGUAACUACUUUUGGACAUUUGACAGAAGUGAACAAGAAAAAUGGAAUUUAAAAAAAAAAUACUGAUAUUUGAAACAGCCAACAUUAAUAUUGAAUUCAAGUCAGUCAUGACACAGGACACGAAAUUUCUUUCAACCCUAAAGACACAUUAUGAGGACACUGUGCUGUGAUAAUAUUUAUUUCUUUUACAGCUUUAAGAAACAACAGAAACAAUUAAAAAGAAUGUACCUUGGUUUAAAACAAACACUAGGCAACUGCGGUUAUUUUUAAAAUAAACAACAUGACAUAUGAUUUAAUUUAGAGGCCACCAUUUCAAUGUAAAACAUUUAUUGACAAAUACGGAAUGUCAUAAGUACAGAUUGCAUCCAUAGACAAUCUCUGUAAGGCUGAAUUCUAUUUAAGGCUGUAAUAUCUGUAAGGCUGAGUUCUAUGUAAGGUUGUAACCUCUGUAAGGCUGAAUUCUAUGUAAGGCUGUAAUCUCUUUAAAACCUGAGUUCUAUGUAAGGUUGUAAUCUCUGUAAGGCUGAAUUCUAUGUAAGGCUGUAAUCUCUAAAACUGAGUUCUAUUUAAGGCUGUAAUCUCUGUAAGGCUGAGUUCUAUGUAAGGCUGAAUUCUAUGUAAGGCUGUAAUCUCUAAAACUGAGUUCUAUUUAAGGCUGUAAUCUCUGUAAGGCUGAGUUCUAUGUAAGGCUGAGUUUUUUGUGUAAAUAAAGGCUUGGAACUUGGAGAAAAAUAAACUCAAUAUAGAGGAGUCAGGAAUAUUCUUCUGGUCAAUUACACAUUGAUUUAACCAUACUUACACACAGUGAUGAUGUUACAUUAACCACACAGGGAUGAAGUUAACAAUUAUCAUCAGUAAUCUUUUUAAAAUUGACCACAUAAUGAUGAUGUUAAUAUUGACCACAUAAUGAUGAUGUUAAUAUUGACCACCUUUAUAAAUAGAAACAUCUUAAAACAUCUGAAUGUUUCUUUUUAUCCUUAAAAUGACCAGAUUUUAAGAUCUUCAUUUAAAUUUUAUUUUUAAUAGGACUGUCUUAUUUUACUUAAAAUUUGGAUUUAACACAAAAAAAGUCAUCUUUCCUUGAUAUAACUUAAAAAUAAGGUGCAAUUGUGUUGACAUUUAUACCAAUAAUUGCAUACUGUCCAUAAUAUUUUAUUAUCAUGUCCUUAAAAAAGAAUUCCCCCUAAAACAACAGGGCAUCACUUGUCAUGCAGAUGUCUGCAUGCCAACAGGCACUAACAUCCAAACAAUCCAACAGGCACCACCAUCCCAGCAGGCACCACCAUUCAUACAGAUAUCUCCAUGCCAACAGGCACUAACUUCCAAACAAUCCAACAGGCACCACCAUCCCAGCAGGCACCACCAUUCAUACAGCCAGCACCAUCCCAACAGUACAACCAUCACAAUCCCAACAGUACAGCCACCACCACCAUUCAUACAGCCAUCACCAUCAAAACAGGCACCACCAUCCCUACAGCUAUCCCAAUCAAAACAGAUACCACCAUCUCUACAGCUAUCCCAAUCAAAACAGACACCACCAUCCCUACAACUAUCCCAAUCAAAACAGACACCACCAUCCCUACAGCUAUCCCAAUCAAAACAGACACUACCAUCCCUACAGCUAUCCCAAUCAAAACAGACACCACCAUCCCUACAGCUAUCCCAAUCAAAACAGACACCACCAUCCCUACUGCUAUCCCAAUCAAAACAGGCACCACCAUCCCUACAACCAAUGCCAUCCCUAUAACCAUCACCAUCCCAAAAACACCACCAUCCCCCCAACAACACCACCAUCCCUACAGCCAUCACCAUCAAAACAGGUGACACCAUCCCAAACCUGGAGCCAAUAAAGAAACAUGAGUUAAUUGUCACAGUUGCCAGCAGUUCCACCACAGAUUUGAUUUCGCUCAAGAUUACAUGGUAAACCAAUCAUGAUCUUAAACAAAUUAAGACAUCCACAUAUUUUAAUGCAUUUUUUUUUUGGUUUAAAUUUUAGUCAAAUUCUGUACAAAGACAUUAUUUGAAAAUGGUCAUCAUCAAAAAAUGAACUAACA